AUGCGCCGGAGUACAAAGAAUGUGAUGUCAGCCGUACCUGAGAUUGCGGGACGCGAUGCAGAAAGCUUUGCGAUCACAAAUUUGGACGAGUCCUACUUUCCCACGGCAAAUACGAUUGAGAGCAUAGCGCUUUUGCAAGCCUGUUUGUCCACUGGGCUUUUGUCUCGGGCACACAAGCUCAUGACGGAUAUGCGCCUCGAUGUACAUCGCCGCAUUCAAGAAAUGUACGACGCGCGCGGCGAGACGGAUGCAGACUUUGCCUAUUCUCCGCCGCUUAAGCAGUGGACAUACAAUGCUAUUUUGCAUGCAUACCUCGCUAAAGCCGCGCAGGUGGAAGAACCAACCGAGGUGCAGCUUUGGAUAUCGCGCGCUUGGGAGCUCUGGUACGCAAUGAUGGACAUGGGCCAGCCCAAACUGGACCCGCGCCCAGACGCUGCAACCAUCGCUGCCAUGGCGCUGGGCGUGGGGCAUUUGAAAGAAAUGCGCAAAUAUCCUAAGGACCAGCCUGGUCUCGAGACGCUUCUGCGUGCAGCGCGCCAACUGAGUAUUCCCCUCGAGUCUGUCUUUUCCUCCUCGGUAAUCCAGUUUGGCACGGGCGAAAAGCAAGAAGAGGAAAAUGUCGCUUUGCAUCCCACACUUCCCGAUGCCAACAUACGUCCUGACCUCCUCCUUACAUACUUCCGUGCUGCCGCAAGCGACAUUGGCGAUCAAGCGGCGCUUCACGAGCUGGACCAUGUGCACAAUAUCUUGACUGACUCGGUGCAGCGUCUAGAAAAAGCCGAGCAUACGCCGCUCGACCCACUGCAGAGUGUCGCGCAGGUGCGCCCGGUGUUGAAGCAGGACCCCGGCGCGGCAGACGGCGCGCAACAAAAGCCAUUUAAUCUGCAAACAUUACAGGAAAGCUUGGCAAUUAUGCACGACGCGCGUAUGCGUGUCCCUGAUUUGUACGAGCGCCAGCGCUGGCUCGAGCAUUCUGCACUAGAUGCUGCGCGCAAGCGUCUUGAGCACGACAGUGAGAAGCUGGAGGAGCUUGGCCUGAAGACGGGUGCACUGCAGUCCAAGACACUGCAGACGUGGAUGUGGGAAUGGUACCAAAAGCUGGAGGUUGCGUUGACAAAGGACCUCGGGAGCAUGGAGAAGCAGCUGCAGAUGCCAGAAGCAAAUGCGAUGGAUUCCCAGUUAUAUCCAUUUUUGUCCCUCAUACCGCCAUCGAAAAUGGCUAUGAUUGUCAUUUUGGAGCUGAUGCGGAUGCAAGGUGUUGGCGGCGUUGCCGAUGGUAUCAAAACCACGCGCACGCUUUUGCAUAUCGGUAAAGCGAUUGAAGCCGAGCACCACGCCACGGUUAUCAACAAACAUCCAGAAAUAUUCGUGCAGGCACGCACCGCACAAAACAUGCUAAAGGACCGCAACUUGAUCAACAUGGCCAUGCGCCGCGACUUGAAAGCAUGGCAGGAGCGGUGCAAUGAGGACAGCCUCGAGACCCAGAUCCCGAAAUGGACCCAAGUGAUUCGUGCGCGUGUGGGAAGUUACCUUGUGCGCCAUCUCAUGGACAUUGCCACUGUGCACCGCAAAGAGUACGACCGCGACGGUGAUUUGUGGGAGGAGGAACAGCCCGCAUUUUACGCCGCAUACCAGUACAUUGCAGGCAAAAAGCUCGGCGUGAUUCGUCUCAACGAAGUUGUCGGCCGGCGCCUGGACAAGGAAUCCGUGCGCGAAACGCUUCAUCCUCGCCAUCUCCCCAUGCUCGUUCCGCCGAAGCCAUGGCUCACCCAUGAUUCCGGUGGCUACUUUUCCGUCAAAACCAGCGCGAUGCGAUACAAAGACAGUAUUGAACAGAGCUCUUAUCUGCGUGCUGCGUCGGAAAACAAUGGCCUGGAAGUCGUUUUGGCGGGCCUCGACGUGCUGGGAAACACGGCAUGGAACAUCAACAAGGAGGUGUUUGACGUAGUGCUGCAGGUGUGGAACUCUGGCGAAGAGCUCGCCGAUAUGCCCCCUGCACUUACCGACGAGCCGGAGCCGGAGCGCCCACCGCCAGACGAUAUCAAGGCCAAGGGUGUAUACUUGCAGCGGAUGCGCCAGUGGAACUUGAACCGCGCCUCGAACCACUCGCAGCGCUGUGAUAUCAAUUAUAAGCUGGAAAUCGCGCGCAGCUUUUUAGGCGAGCGGUUCUACUUUCCGCACAAUAUGGAUUUCCGCGGGCGCGCGUAUCCUAUUCCCCCCAACUUGAACCAUAUCGGGAACGACUUGUGCCGCGGCUUGCUCAAGUUUGCAGAUGAGAAACCACUGGGCAAGAUUGGCUUGCGUUGGCUUCGCAUCCACUUGGCCAACGUCUUUGGCUACGACAAGGCGAGCUUUCAGGAACGCGAAGUGUUUGCCAUUGAUCACGAGCACGACAUUAUCGACGCCGCCGAGCAUCCAUUGGACGGCAAGCGAUGGUGGCUCCACGCAGACGACCCGUGGCAGUGUCUGGCAACGUGCUUUGAGCUGUACAAGGCACUCAAGCAUCCAGAAGGCCCGGAAGCAUUCCCUUCGCAGCUUCCCGUGCACCAGGACGGCACAUGCAAUGGCUUGCAGCACUAUGCAGCGCUUGGCGGCGAUUUGCACGGCGCAAAGCAAGUCAAUCUCAGCGGCGGUGAGCGCCCAUCGGACGUGUACAGUGGUGUUGCUGACUUGGUCAUUGCGCAACUCAAGCAGCGCGCCUCCGAAGGCGACCACUAUGCAACGCUGCUCGAAGACAAGGUAACACGCAAGGUUGUAAAACAGACUGUGAUGACCACGGUCUACGGCGUCACCUUUGUUGGCGCAAAAAAUCAAGUAAUGCGCCAGUUAGUUGACCGCGGCGACGUCCCGGCUGAGGAGCUUUGGGGCACCGCGUCUUAUCUUGCCAAGGUAAUUAUGGACUGUAUCGGCGACUUGUUCACCGGCGCAAACCUUAUCCAGGAAUGGCUUUCUGUCUCAGCUCGUCUUAUUGCCAAGAGCAUUCCACCAGAGCGCAUCGAACAGUCGAUGAUGUCGUAUAUGCCACGCACCAAUAGCAACGCUGGGCGCAGCGGCUUGCCUGCUUUGCGUGUGGGAAAAGAACAAAUGACCUCGGUUAUUUGGACCACCGCGCUGGGCCUGCCGAUUGUCCAGCCGUACCGCAAGGUAAAGAAGCACCAGGUGAGCACCGCGAUGCAGUCCGUCUUUAUCCGCGAUCCGAACCAAAACUUUGAAGUGAACCCAAGCAAGCAAUCCAGUGCCUUUCCGCCCAACUUUAUCCACUCCUUGGAUGCUACACAUAUGAUCCUUACCGCACUCGAGUGCCAGUCGGCUGGGUUGGUGUUUGCAAGUGUGCAUGACAGCUACUGGACACACGCGGCGGAUAUCGAGACGAUGAGCGACGUGAUUCGCGACACCUUUGUUCGCCUGCACUCCCAGGAUAUCCUUGUCCGCCUCCGCGAGGAGUUCUUGCAGCGCUACAAGGGCUACAAAAUUCCCCUUUCUUCCCUGACAAAGGCGUCCAUGUUGCGCUCGGAUCGCGACGCGAAGAAGCGCGACACUGAGGAAGUGGAGCUUGAGGCGCAGGAGAUUACGCGGCAUACGCGCACAUCGCAGGACUCGGCGCUGCAGGCGCAAUUUGUGGACUUGGCCGACGUGCUGCCCGCCAUUCCGCAAAAGGGCGACUUUGACGUGAACGAAAUUAGACGCUCGCUGUACUUUUUUAGCUAG
This is a messenger RNA of Malassezia vespertilionis, 3708 nucleotides long. It is a transcript of the gene RPO41, whose product is annotated as DNA-directed RNA polymerase. The coding region runs from base 1 to 3708 and encodes 1235 amino acids. Gene Ontology annotation, molecular function: DNA-directed RNA polymerase activity; mitochondrial promoter sequence-specific DNA binding. Gene Ontology annotation, cellular component: mitochondrial DNA-directed RNA polymerase complex. The transcript has a single exon. NCBI's taxonomy places the organism in Eukaryota, Fungi, Basidiomycota, Malasseziomycetes, Malasseziales, Malasseziaceae. Gene Ontology annotation, biological process: mitochondrial transcription. The record is from RefSeq and is a predicted model, not a curated record.